Messenger RNA from Contarinia nasturtii (swede midge), 3240 nucleotides. Its product is annotated as tubulin glycylase 3A-like. Gene Ontology annotation, cellular component: cilium. The transcript has 4 exons. Lineage: Eukaryota; Metazoa; Arthropoda; Insecta; Diptera; Cecidomyiidae. The coding region runs from base 145 to 3240 and encodes 1031 amino acids. Gene Ontology annotation, molecular function: protein-glycine ligase activity, initiating. Gene Ontology annotation, biological process: cilium movement; cilium assembly; protein polyglycylation. The record is from RefSeq and is a predicted model, not a curated record.
CCGUAAAUUCAAUUGAAUUUUUCGAUUUUCCACUUUGAAUAUCCGUAUUCAAAAUUCGGUUUGAGCACAAGCAUUUUUGGCAUUUGUGUUGCUGUUGUUGAGUUCUAUAUUCCCAUUUUAAAAUAAAGUUAUAUAGUGCGAACAAUGACAGCCAAAUUAAAAUCAAUUGAACCGAAAACAAUUCCAGCAAAUGGAUCAAGGACAUCGUCGUCGAAUCUAGAUACUAGUCGACCGUCGAAACUGUUAAAAAAAGCUACAGUAACUCUAUCUUCACCACGUUCAGUUCGCAUUGACCCUGAUCACCAAUCAAAUUCGAAUAAAUCGAAAGACGACGACAAAGUGACGCCAAAUUUGACUCAAACCGAUGAAAACAUCCACUGUAACGACGAAAAAUGUGUAGAAAUUGAGAACGAAAACGCGGAAAAGAAUAAAGAGAAUGUUAACAAGAAUGGGUGCGAUGAAAAUGUGAAAAAUGAUGAUAAAAGUGAUAUCAAACUAAAAUCUGAUGAUUCAAAUCCGCUCGAUCAAAUCCCCGAUGUAUAUAAAACGCAAGGAACAAUGGUUUAUUCAAGUUGCACCGGAUAUUCCGAAAGUACAUGCUUAUGCAGUAGCGUUGAUGAUAGCGCUCAAACAACUUUAAAACGUGUUUCGUAUUUAGAGCGACGAAAUUGGAUAACCACCGAACGUCUGAACGAGUUACGAAAGAAAGCUCAAGAAGCUAUAAAAAAUCAUAAAAUCUUUACGAUUCGCGGUUGUUUUUAUUCGAUUCGCAAGAGUUUGGUGCAACGUGGAUGGGUUGAAAAAUUGGAUAUACAUCGACGUUCGGUGGUGAAUGGGUCGUGUCAGGUGAUUUUGGAGGAUUUGGCUCAACAUUUACCACAACGUCGACCUGGUGAGACUCGACGCCAACACAUACAAAAAUGUGAACGAAAUAUUAUGUCACGGUUUCUGGAGCACAUGGCAAUCGAUUUUUUAUGGUCGGCUCGAAAAGAAAAAUGCGAUUGGAUAGACAUUGCACGUAAUCCAGCUUUAAUGAUUAAUAAAUUUCACAAAAGCCCAUUCACAACCAAAGAAGGUCUAUGCAAUGUAUUGCGCGAUUUACACUGGUUUUUCGAAGAAGGUAAAUCGGAAACAUAUUAUCCGCGAAGCUAUAGUGCAUCAGAUGAUUUAGCUGAAUUUAUCGAUGACUAUCGAUUGACAGCUUGCAUGUCGCUACUUCGAUUUCUCGUCGAUCGAACAGCGAAUAAAGAGGCCGAAUGUUUGUAUACUGAAAACGGCCAAAUUCCAAUAUCGUGCAUUCAUUUUGCGUUGAAACAAUGCAAAACCUAUGUUAAAUGUUGCCAUCAUUUGGAUAUUGAUGAAGAUACCGAACGUAUUUGGAACCAUGAAUGGGAAUUAUUUUUAAUGCAUUACCAAAUGCUCACUCAAGACCGUUUAACAUUUCAAAUGCCCGACGAUUCAAUGCAAUGGAAUUUUUUAAUGGAAGAAUGCAAACAAUGUUUGAAUGAAAUUACACAGGUAUGGCCUCAAGCUCUCCUCGAUGGCGUGUUCAAUAUCUGGAUUGUAAAGCCUUCAAACCGAUGCCGAGGAAAAGGAAUUCUCCUUAUGAACGAUUUGAAAAAAAUUAUUGCACAUAUUAAUCCACCAGUCGUUAAUAAAGGACGAUACGUAUUACAAAAAUACAUCGAACGACCCAUGAUAAUUCACAACUGUAAAUUCGAUAUCAGGCAAUGGUUCUUGGUAACCAGCGUACAACCACUCGUUAUUUUCAUGUACAAGGAGAGCUAUCUGCGAUUCAGUUCACAAGAGUAUGACCUCGAUAAUUUUCAUGAGUCGGUGCAUUUAACAAAUCAUGCGGUUCAAAAACGAUAUUCAAAUGGAAAACAGCGUGACGAGCGAUUGCCUAGAGAGAAUAUGUGGGAUAAUCACACGUUUCAAGCAUAUUUACGGCAGAUCGGAAGGGCGAGUAUGUGGUCGGAACGUAUUUUUCCUGGAAUGCAAAAAGCGUUAAUCGGAACAAUGUUAAGCUCUCAAGAUUCGAUGGAUCGAAGACCAAAUACGUUUGAAUUGUAUGGUGCCGAUUUUAUGAUAUCCGAAGAUUGUCAACCAUGGUUAAUCGAGAUAAAUGCAUCCCCAGACUUGGGAGCCACAACAAGUGUAACUGCACGCCUAUGUCCACAAUGUUUAGAAGAUGUUAUUAAAGUCGUAAUUGAUUAUCGAGAUGAUCCAAAAGCUUCGACUGGUAAUUUUGAGAUGAUUUAUCGUCAAGUGAUUCCGCCUGCUCCAGCUUAUUUGGGUCUUAAUCUAGUGCUGAAAGGAACGCAAGUGAUGCUAAAAAAUGGCACUGGAAAAAAAGAAAAGCCAAAACUGGAAGUAAAAUCAAAAAUCGACAGAAAAACUUUUCAAUUAUCGAUGAAACCAGUUCGUGAUCAGCUAAUUGGUGAAACUGAAAAAACGCCAAUUCUAUCGCCACGUUCAUUGCUCAUUGGUUUUAACGAUGCCAAAGAAAAUACUAAUCCAAUGGUAUUGAAUUCGGCACGAAAAAAUCAAGCACUGCUGUCACUCGGCAAACUAAAAAAGGAAAAUGUUUUGAAAAAUGAUAAAGUGUUGUCGGGUCGAUUAAACUCAUAUUUGGCAUUGACUCGCUAUCCAUCAAAACAUAAUGAGAUCAAGGAAAAAGAGAAUCUCUUGAGCUCUCGAAAACCAUUGGGCAAAGUGCCUGAUUCGUCUCGUCGUCAUGCGAGCUGCGGCCCAAAGCUUAUAUCCAUCAAUGAACCAGAAGAAAAAAAGAUCGAAAAUCACGAAGUGAUGGAGGAUGAUCGAAGCAAAAUUAAAUGUGUUGGAAAUAAAUAUGGUCCUGAAAUUGAAAUAAAUGAUUUGGCGACAGUUGAAUCAGCAAAAUCAUCACCACGCAAACAAUCACAAGAAACACCAAGAGUGGCCAGCAUCCGAGGUAAAUUGAAGCCAGUGAAUACGUUAUCGAAAUCAGCGAAAACAGUGAUGCCGUCUUCUAGAGAGAAACCAACAACCAAUUCGAAUGAAUAUCGAAAAUACUUAAGUCAAAGUACCUUGCAGUUGAAUCGAAUGCCAUCAAAAAUGAACAUUCAUAGCAAUUACUAUAACUCACAUUUCUACGCUGUUGGUAUGAGCCUGAGAGCAUGGCGGUCCAAGUAUAAUCGCCCGAAAAUGAAUGUUCCAUCAACGACAAAUAGUAGUGUGCUGAAAGGUAAAAGUACCUAA